Prorocentrum cordatum is the source of this 2546-nucleotide messenger RNA. The record is from the annotation of a GenBank genome assembly. NCBI's taxonomy places the organism in Eukaryota, Dinophyceae, Prorocentrales, Prorocentraceae.
UUGAACUCUACGCUAUCGAGCUGCGCCUUUCCCACAGGCAGGGGCCCGGGUUGGGCGGGCAUGGCCGUCGGUGCAGCGGCUGCCGCUCGCUUCGUCGCGCUCGCGGCGGCGCUCCAGGCGGCGAGGGCCUGGGAGUGCCGCAGCGACGUGGACCUGGGCCAGGUCAGCCUGGGCACUGCGAAGGGCCUGGCGAUGGACGACACCACGCUGCGCUGGUGCUCCCAGAACGUGCCCAAGGUAUGGCCCAACGCAGACACGGCGCCCGUGUCCUACCUCCGCCUUUUCAAGGCAUGGGAUCCGCUGUGGGAGGAGAGCGACCGCUCUGCAGCCUGGGACAAUCUCAAGGCCUACUGCGAGUCCAACGGGGUCCGGGUAUUAUUUGGCACCCCGCUGUCGUGCGACGAGGAUGACGACGACCAGCAUUGGGAGUGGACCAAGGAGCUCAUGCUCUUACUUGGCGAGGAACACAUCAUGGGACUGGGCAUCGGCAAUGAGCUCGAACUCCUGCAGUACAAGGGCGGAAACGUCACGGAGGAGUGCGUGGAGCGCAUAUGGGAUGGUGGGUACCUCUGGCAACGCUUCACUGCGAUCGUCUCAGAAUUGGACGCCAUGGGGAUGGACAGCGUACCCGUGACGAGUGUGUUCACUGGCGCGGCCCUAGCUGGUGACGGCAACGAGGCCAAGCCCUUCAUGGAGGAGCCAGGCAAAGCGCUCGUCACGACGUUCCUCCGCAAUGCCACUGAGGCGUAUGGCUGGCGCUACACCUUCACGUGGAACUUGUAUCCCUACUUCGACCCGAACCUGCCGCUGGACGCAGGCUCGGAUAGCACGUGCAACGAUGCGUUGGACUUCGCCGCUUGCUGGGGUCAAGACUGCGCUAUGGCUUCGACGACGAGAUAUGCGCGCUGGCUGCAGUUUUUGCUCACAGGCUACAAGAACCAUACGGUGUGGAUCGGCGAGACGGGCUGGUCGUUCCCUAAGUCCGUGACGUUGACCACCCCGCUGGCAGACUGCGAGGACUGGUCCUCCAUGGAGACGUUCCAGACCUUCUACGAGGGGUUCCUGCAGUGGGACCUCACCAUCGAUGUCAACGGCGACUGGCCUCCCGUGGAUGCUGCCUUCUGGUUCACGAUCCGAGACUCGAUGCAGUUCGGGUACCCGGAGAGCUUCGGCCUCGUCGACAGCUGCGCGGCGCCCGACUGCAAGCUGAGCUCCCAGGGCUUCCAGGUGGCCGCGUACGAGAACUUCUCGGCGCCGGACGGCACGGCCUGCCUCGGGCCCGCCCUGUUCGAGGGCUUCGCGGAGAACGGCCGCGACGAAUGCCAGGACCGCUGCACGCAGAUUCCCAGCUGCGCGUUCUACAGCUUUUGGAACUCCACCGAGUGGUGCCGCCUCACGGCGGACUGCUGUCCCGUCGUGGAUGGGGACCCAGUCGUCGCUGUCUACGCGAGGCAGACGGAGAACACCACCGAGGCGUGCCCGACCCCAGCGCCGCCCACAGCGCCGACCCCACUCCGCCCACGGCGCCGACCCCAGCGCCGCCGCCCACACCGCCGACCCCGUCGCCGCCGCCCACUGCCCCGACCCCAUCGACAACGACGGCCGACGUGCCGUCCGCCACGACUCCGGCGGACGCGCCCUCCGUCACGGACCGGGCGCCGCGAAGCGGGGGCGCGCUCGGCGCCGCGGCCUUGCUCGCUGCGGCGGCGUCAGUGUCGCCGCCCUGUUUUUUCACAUAGCUCGCCUUCUUCGCAGUACACUCCAGAGGAGGGCCAUACCCUUAGUGGUUCUCCGCCCAACCGCAGCUCCACGUUGUGCAGGCUGCCCACGUGCCGCAUCGGGCACGGCAUACAGACGCCGUCUUCAAGUUUUGCGUUGCGCGCCAGCCAGAGCAGCUUGCGCGCAGGAGGCGUGCUGGCGUGCCGCACACUCGCGCGACAGAUGCUUGCGCGCCGUGUGCGAGCGCGCGAGGAUGUCAACAUUGUGAUGUGGAGUUUUUAGCCGGAAAUGCGUUUGGAAGCUCCAUAGCAGUGGAGCCAGCUGGGGGUCUGAGGUGGCCCAACACUGGCUCUGGCAAAUUUACAUAACGGUACCUCGAUGAGCUUGCGCCAGCUGUCGUUGGACAGCUGCACGCAAUUGAUGUACGCGUGCCCGUCCUGGAGAGGCUGGACGAACGGGAUCUCGACGAGGUCGAGAUCCGUUGUGGGCGUCGGGGCGGCUGUCGAUGCCGCCGAGGCUGCUCCCUGCUGCUGCUGCUGCUUCUGCUGCUGCUGCUGCAUAGCGCCCAGGCUGCUGGGCGAAGGUCCGCUAGAGGGGACUCGAACAUAAAAAUUGUACCAGAUUUGGGUCCGAGCCGAGGACCGAUUCUGAGCGGCUGUGGCCUCCUCCCCUCUCCUGUGCGAUGCUCUAGGGGCCGCCACCAGCGCAGGCCCCGUGGCCGCCUCCGGCCAGAACGCACACAAUAUAUGAUACAGUCGUACCUGAGCGACACGCUUGCGCGAGCAGACGGCUGCGCGCAGCGUGCUCCUCGCUGCCCGAGUUUCCUU